GGUGAAAUAUUUUCCAAGAAGCGUCAGUAUUUUGCAAGAAAACAGUGGAAAAAGUAAUUAAAAACAUCUAAUACAAUUAUCUAUGAUGGCGACGGGUCUUUCUGGUCUUGCCGAUGCUGCAAUGUGCUCAAUAUGUCUGGAAAGCUUCGUCGAAGCCAGAGUUCUCCCGUGUGUACACUCCUUUUGUACGAAAUGUCUUGAAGAUCUCGUUAAUGAACAGCAAAUGAUAACAUGUCCUGAAUGUCGACGGGAAUUUCAUGUUCUUAAUGGUGAUGUUUCUACCUUAAAUCUUAACUUUGCUCUCAAUAAUAUUCUUGGUGAAUUAAACAGAAUACCUUCAUUGUCAGAAUCCGAACCUUUAAAUACAAACACCAAAUAUUGCACCUUGCAUCCUGAGAGUGUCUGUGAAUUGUUCUGCAGAGAUUGCUCAAAGCUGAUCUGCUAUAAGUGUGUUUCGCAUUGGGGUACCUGUGGUCAACAUUCAUAUAAUGACAUCACAACAGUUGUAGAGGAAUGUCGGUUAAGUGUUAGAGAUUGGGCACUAAAGAAAAACAACUCGUUAUCUCGGGUGAUGAAACAUUCUUCGGCCCUUGCUGAAGUACGAGAUGCACAGACAGCUGACUUUCUUCAAGUGACAAAAGUUAUCACUGAUACCUUCGAGAUGCACAUUGACAGUCUAAAAAGUAGACAAGAAGCAAUGCUACAAAGAGCUUUUGAUAUCCAUGAAAAGAACCUUGCUGACCUCACACUUGAAGUAGAUAGACUUUCCAUAAAGCAGGCCACUAUGGAAAGUGAAAUUGGUGUAUGUAACAACAUGAUCUGCCUUGAUGAUCCAACGCAAUUUCUACAGGAAUAUAAUAGGCUCAAGAAUAAGCAACUGUUUAUGGAAGAUACACUGCCUGAACAUUUGGUGUCCCAUUUCAACCUCAGUUCACUAUAUUUUAAUGCAAACAACCUGUUACUGGCUGAUGUCAUUGCAAAUUUUGGUGAGAUUUCAUUGGUUGGAGAUGGUGCAAAUGAGUACAAGGAGGCUGAGGAGAGAGCGCCUCAAGCAGAAAGGGUAGAGGAAAGAGCACCUCAAGCUGAAAGGCCUACAUUACAACAGCAGCAACGAUUUACCCAUGAUUUUCGCAGACCAGCUUUUGCACGAGCGCAAAGUGAACCUGUUACGGAACAAGAGCAAGCAACCAGAAAUAUCAAAUGGAAACUAGGCCCCAAAAGAGUGCAGCACAAUGCUGAUCUAAAAUUUUUUGAUAAUGACUUCACUGUGCGUUCCACUUCCACCACAAGCUCUGCUAUUGUUGGCAAACCUGGUAUUAAAAAUGGAAAGCAUUCGUGGAUUUUCUCUGUUUCUGGCUUCCCUAAUGGUUUUGGAGUUGGCAUAAGCAUCGGUUUGUUUGGUCAAGGCACAUGUGUGAUGUACGAUUCUCAAAAAGCAGGAACCAUGCAUGUGAAGUUGGACUGUGCUGCUAAGAAACUUUCUAUUUGGCCAAAUGGUGCCAGACAACCUGAUUUGUUGUGUUUUGAAAAUCCUUGCGGAUGGGAGAUACAUCCCUACUUUUACCUUAGUCCUUGCAAUAAAAACACUGAAAAUUAUAUUAAAAUCACAAGCAUUGAUGGCAUUGACAUUAAAGAUGACUCUUGCUGCAUAUUAUGAAGAGAAAAUGAACACUUCUUUAAAACUUUCUUCAUGAUGAAUUAAAAUCACCAUUGUAACAUAGGUAGUUUCACUUUGUAUGUACAAAAUGUUUCAAACACUUGAAUUAGUAUGAAUGUAAUGUAAUUUAAGUUACCCAGUUGUAUUUACCAGAUUGUUACCAAUUAAAAACUAUACUGGUUGA
Xenia sp. Carnegie-2017 is the source of this 1841-nucleotide messenger RNA. RefSeq names its product tripartite motif-containing protein 65-like. The record is from RefSeq and is a predicted model, not a curated record. Lineage: Eukaryota; Metazoa; Cnidaria; Anthozoa; Malacalcyonacea; Xeniidae. The coding region runs from base 83 to 1657 and encodes 524 amino acids. The transcript is spliced from 4 exons. Gene Ontology annotation, molecular function: zinc ion binding.